AAAAGAAAAAGACAGUCUGUGGCCGUGUGGGUUGGCGGUCUCGAAUCUGCCUCCAAAAUUGGAACCAUUCAAAGUGUCUCUGUUUGUGAGUGUGUGUGUGUGGGUGGGUGACGAUGGCGAUGGCGACGGCGACGGCGACGGAGGGAACCGAAACCAACGACGACGGUGCUCGUCCAUGGCAAUCCUACCACACUGUUUAUACAACUGCCAAAGCAGGAAUGGAUGGUGUGGACAAGGAGAAAGUACAAAGGACAGUGUAUGAAAUGAGCAAAGGAUCUAAGUAUUUUCAGAACGAGGAACGCAAGGACGCUUUUAUUACCCAGAAGAUCGACAAACUCCGAACUCAAUGUGAUAAGCUUACCCAAGCAGACCUAUCCCAUUUUCAGAAGGUAGCUGACCGAAGAAUACUUGAGCUAGAAGCUUUGCGGGAUCUUUCAAGGAUUUGGUUACAUGUAGAUAUGGAUGCUUUCUAUGCAGCAGUUGAGACUUUAAGUAACCCUACAUUAAAGGGCAAGCCAAUGGCUGUUGGUAGCAUGUCUAUGAUAUCCACUGCCAAUUAUGAGGCUAGGAAAUUUGGGGUUCGUGCUGCUAUGCCUGGGUUCAUUGCACGUAAACUUUGUCCAGAAUUAAUAUUUGUCCCCACAGAUUUCAAUAAGUAUACCCAUUACAGUGAUUUGACCAGAACAGUUUUUCGGAGGUAUGAUCCCAAUUUUAUGGCUGCUAGCCUUGAUGAAGCAUACCUUGAUAUAACUGAAGUAUGCAAAAGAAGGAACAUCAAAAGUGAAGAAAUUGCGGAAGAACUCCGCACUAGUGUUUAUGAAGAGACCGGUCUCACAUGUAGUGCAGGAGUGGCACCAAAUCGCCUACUUGCCAAGGUUUGCUCAGAUAUUAACAAGCCAAAUGGACAGUAUGUCUUACCAAAUGAUCGUAUGGCUGUUAUGACCUUCAUAUCCUCCCUUCCUAUCAGAAAGAUUGGGGGCAUUGGUAAGGUCACUGAACAUAUUCUGAAGGCUGUAUUUGGAAUUAACACGUGUGAACAGAUGCUGGAGAAGGCUAGCUACCUCUGUGCUCUUUUCUCUCAGUCAACAGCAGAUUUCUUUUUCUCUGUGGGUUUAGGUCUUGGGAAGACAGAUUCUCCUGAAGUCAGAUUUCGGAAGAGCAUUAGUAACGAAAGAACAUUUUCUGCCACUGAAGAUGAAGUUCUGUUGUAUAAAAAAUUAGCGGAGCUUGCUGAAAUGCUGUCCACAGACAUGCAAAAAGAGGGUCUCUGUGGGCGAACGUUGACUCUUAAACUGAAAACUUCUUCCUUCGAGGUUCGGACUAGAGCCAUGACUUUACGAAAGUACAUAAGCUCGAGGGAGGAUAUCUUGAAGCAUGCUUCGGAGCUUCUAAAAGCAGAACUUCCUCUUUCAGUAAGAUUGAUAGGCCUUAGGAUGUCACAUUUUGAUGGAGACAAGUAUGGUGGCUCAACAUCUAAUCCGAAACAAAAGACUAUCACCGACUUCAUUGCUUCUGUAGAUGCCGAUAGGAACCGUUUUUUGCCAGAUGUUGCAGAUCAUGAUUUUGUCAGCCAUACAGAGACUAAUGUUUCCAUUGGCAGUUGCCAAACAAGCAGAGAUCCUGCUGAUGGGAAUCAUUCAUCUGAUGUAAACUGCCAAAGUGGCACUGGCUGGAGUUCAGAGGAGAUACAAACAUCUGGCAACAAUGCUUCAUGUUCUAACUAUGGCCAAGUUAAAGAAGCGGUGGAAUCAACUUUUCCAAUUCAGGGACAGUUUGAAGACACUAGUACGCUAAAUUUGUCUAAUCUCCUGGACGAUGAGCGACUUAAUUCUUGUGAGGAUAAGACAAUGUUGUGGUUGAAUGACUACAAAUGUUCACUUUGUGGAAUAGAACUGCCUCCUAGUUUUGCUGAGGAAAGAUUAGAGCACUCUGAUUUUCAUCUUGCCGAAAAGCUUCAAAAGGAAGAAUCUCGGAUUCACCAAAGAACAUCUGUUUCAAGUCGAAGCUGGGAUCAGAAGAACAGAAUCACUAGAGAAAGGAUAUCCAAGAAGCAAAAGUUGUCUCAGAAAGAAGGCAGUUACAGACCCAUUGAUUAUUUCUUUUUGUUAAAGAGCAAUAAAAACCGUCCCAGUUAGUUUUGUACAGCGUAUAAAUCUAUAUAUGUAAUUAUGGUACAUUGUGUAACACUAAUGCCCCCGCCCAAAAAAAAAAAAACCCACGCCCUCGAAAAUUGAUUUAUUCCACCUGUAAAUUAGUUAAUAGCAUAAACCUUGAUGAAUAAAAUGGUUUCCCUCAUGGAACGCUGCAAGUUCACAAUUACAGUUACUA
This is a messenger RNA of Arachis stenosperma, 2328 nucleotides long. RefSeq names its product DNA polymerase kappa. Bases 114 to 2135 code for a protein of 673 amino acids. Gene Ontology annotation, molecular function: DNA-directed DNA polymerase activity; damaged DNA binding. The transcript is spliced from 14 exons. Gene Ontology annotation, cellular component: nucleus. The record is from RefSeq and is a predicted model, not a curated record. Lineage: Eukaryota; Viridiplantae; Streptophyta; Magnoliopsida; Fabales; Fabaceae. Gene Ontology annotation, biological process: error-prone translesion synthesis.